This is a messenger RNA of Cooperia oncophora, 1026 nucleotides long. Lineage: Eukaryota; Metazoa; Nematoda; Chromadorea; Rhabditida; Trichostrongylidae. The record is from the annotation of a GenBank genome assembly.
AUGGAGAUCGGAGUUACAACGUUGAUAAAAGUGCGAAUGUGCCCCUCACGAGAGGGGAAGAUCCACCUGAAAAAGAGGCUAGACGACCGUGGAAUGACAAAUCCGAACGAGCAGGACCUCGUGGACAAUGGAAUGAGGGUCGAGAUGGAAGAGACCGUGAUGGAGACAGAGAGCGACGCCGUUCUGUCGAUCGAAGCGAGCGAAGAAGGAGUAGAUGGGACGAUAGAGGAAGCAGUAGCAGUCGACGAGAUAGUCGAGAAAGACAUCGAGGCGAUAGAGAGGAUCGAGAUCGCGACCGUCGAUCUCGAGAUCGUGACAGAAGCAGGAGCAGAAGCAGGAGCAGAGAAAGGGACAGGGAAAGAGACAGAGAUAGGGAUAGGGACAGAGACAGAGACAGGGAUAGAGAUAGAGACAGUAGAGACCGGGACAGAGAUCGAAACAGCGACAGUGACCGAAGAAGGGAUCGAGAUAGCAGGUCAGACCGAGGUGACCGCAGUCGACGCGAUCGAGAAGAUCGGUCAGACCGACAUCGAACAAGGGAGAGAGAGUCUCCUCGUUAUGAUGACGAACCUCCAUCUGCACAAACUCAAGCACCACCGGAUAGCGCUCGUACGGGAAGCGUCACGUGUAGUGUUUUUAAUGCGAUCGGUUGUGUUGUUUGCCGCUUGGCGCAGAUUAGCACAGGGACCGUCAUCAAAUGGCUCGGAAGAAGCCAUGGUGACGUCGACGACAGAUGUGGACUUGAGCAUGAUUGAAAGACCGCCUAAUCCACCGGAAACUUUCGACGCACCAGAACCCGCGGAACCCGAAAGGAAUUCGGAACCCGUUGAGGAACCGAUUCAGUUGAAUGCAAUGGAUGAGCCGGUCGUGGAAGAAUUACUGUUCAAGAAACCGUUACCAAGAGCAACACCACUCCUUGGAGGAUUGUAUCAAGAUAUAUCACCACCGGAUAAAUCCCCAGAUCGGACUGUUACUCCUCCUCCAGCUCCAGAACCUACAGAAGCAGCUGAAACCACAGAGACGUGA